Rhincodon typus (whale shark) is the source of this 1631-nucleotide messenger RNA. RefSeq names its product glycine receptor, alpha 3 (gene glra3). NCBI's taxonomy places the organism in Eukaryota, Metazoa, Chordata, Chondrichthyes, Orectolobiformes, Rhincodontidae. The record is from RefSeq and is a predicted model, not a curated record. Bases 183 to 1406 code for a protein of 407 amino acids. Gene Ontology annotation, biological process: nervous system process; signal transduction; chemical synaptic transmission. The transcript has 9 exons. Gene Ontology annotation, cellular component: synapse; neuron projection; plasma membrane. Gene Ontology annotation, molecular function: transmitter-gated monoatomic ion channel activity; glycine binding; chloride channel activity.
CCAAUGUGAAAUGGCUGCUUCUGUGACAGUAGCCCACAAGGAAGUAAUAGAGGAAGAGAAGUGCAGGAGGGUGGAACAUGUUGUAAGUGGCUUGAAGACAUUCUCUGGACCCAGGAGAGGCACCGUUGGCCAGCUUGGUGACAACUAAAGAAAUAGAAGGCUCUAGGUCUCGUGCUCCGGCAAUGUCUCCAUCUGACUUUCUGGACAAAUUGAUGGGACGGACAUCAGGGUACGACGCAAGAAUUAGACCCAAUUUUAAAGGCCCUCCUGUUAAUGUCAGCUGCAACAUAUUUAUUAACAGCUUUGGUUCAAUUGCAGAGACAACAAUGGAUUACCGUUUAAACAUCUUUUUGCGCCAGCAGUGGAAUGACCCCAGGCUGGCAUACAGUGAGUACCCAGAUGAUUCUUUAGACUUGGACCCAUCGAUGUUGGAUUCAAUCUGGAAACCAGAUUUGUUCUUUGCAAAUGAGAAAGGAGCCAACUUCCACGAGGUGACAACAGAGAACAAGCUAUUGAGAAUUUUUAAAAAUGGGCUUGUCCUUUAUUCAAUAAGAUUGACUUUAAUUCUGUCAUGCCCAAUGGAUCUGAAGAAUUUCCCAAUGGAUGUUCAAACCUGCAUAAUGCAGUUGGAGAGCUUUGGCUAUACAAUGAAUGAUUUGAUUUUUGAAUGGGAUGCAGAUAAACCAGUGCAAACUGCAGAUGGACUAACCUUACCACAAUUUGUCCUGAAAGAAGAGAAAGAUCUACGCUACUGUACAAAACAUUACAAUACAGGAAAAUUCACAUGUAUUGAAGUAAGGUUCCAUCUUGAGAGACAAAUGGGCUAUUACUUAAUUCAGAUGUACAUUCCAAGUCUUCUAAUUGUGAUUCUAUCCUGGGUAUCAUUUUGGAUAAACAUGGAUGCAGCCCCUGCUAGAGUAGCCUUAGGAAUCACAACAGUGCUCACCAUGACGACACAAAGUUCUGGAUCUCGAGCUUCGUUGCCUAAGGUGUCCUAUGUUAAGGCCAUCGAUAUCUGGAUGGCAGUCUGUCUGCUAUUUGUGUUCUCUGCCCUCCUGGAGUAUGCAGCUGUGAAUUUUGUGUCAAGACAACACAAAGAACUACUCCGACUACGGAAAAGGAAACGAAAGGAUGACGAGGUGAGGGAAAGUCGCUUUAGCUUCACCGCGUAUGGGGUGGGACCUUGCCUACAAACAAAAGAUGGAGUCACCGCUAAAGGUGCAAUCAACGCAUCCCAGACUGCACCAAAAAACCAAGAUGAUAUGAGAAAACUCUUCAUCGACAGAGCCAAGAAGAUCGAUACCAUAGCACGAGCUGGUUUUCCUUUAGCCUUUUUAAUUUUCAAUAUUUUUUACUGGGUCAUUUACAAGAUCCUCAGACACGAGGACAUACACCAACAGCAAUAGUUGUAGGCCUCAAUCAGGCAUCAUUAACAGCAUAUGUCAGUAACAGAAGUAACAUUGAAAGAGAUCUUAGUGUAAUAAUGAGGCCAUAUUGAGCCAGAAUUCAUUUUUAAUACACUGAGCAGUGAUGUUGGAUGAACUAUGCAAAUCUAAAGAGGAACGCAAAUGAAUAAUAAUAGAUAAGUUAUCUAAUGCUUUCUGCAUUUUCACAUCGCACAGAGUACUUGG